Spodoptera littoralis (African cotton leafworm) is the source of this 1995-nucleotide messenger RNA. Lineage: Eukaryota; Metazoa; Arthropoda; Insecta; Lepidoptera; Noctuidae. The record is from the annotation of a GenBank genome assembly.
AUGGAUUUAUUGCCAUGCACCAAAGAUGCUAUGGAUGGGCACGGGUAUGCAUUAGGAUGUGAUUAUUUAGAACGAGAUAUAAAUACAGAAGAGAUCCACUUUUUGCCAGUUUAUGGGUAUCAUGACUUCAUCGCCAUGAAUUUAUUGCCAUGCACCAAAGAUGCUAUGGAUGGGCACGGGUAUGCAUUAGGAUGUGAUUAUUUAGAACGAGAUAUAAAUACAGAAGAGAUGCACAAACCGCCAGUGUGCAGGAAUUGCUUGAGGGCGCAGGGUGUCGGCUCAGACAUAACACACAAUGCCUUCAGCGACGUCUAAGAGAUCCACUUUUUGCCAGUUUAUGGGUAUCAUGACUUCAUCGCCAUGAAUUUAUUGCCAUGCACCAAAGAUGCUAUGGAUGGGCACGGGUAUGCAUUAGGAUGUGAUUAUUUAGAACGAGAUAUAAAUACAGAAGAGAUCCACUUUUUGCCAGUUUAUGGGUAUCAUGACUUCAUCGCCAUGGAUUUAUUGCCAUGCACCAAAGUUGCUAUGGAUGAGCACGGGUAUGCAUUAGGAUGUGAUUAUUUACCUUUUGAACUACGGAACAAAUCAAUUGUGGCAGUGGGACCCAUCCUAUUCAACAGCGUAUUCACUAUAAUAAGUGACAAAGUAUCUUGCAAAAGUAAAUCACGUCCUUUUCCUCCGGAGUUCAUGUUUGGGGCGGCAACUUCUGCCUUCCAAGUAGAAGGAGGGUGGCAUGAAGACGGUAAAAGUCCAUCUAUCUGGGAUGUAGCCUGUCACUCAGAUCCUACCCUAAUUAAAGACGAGACCACAGCAGACGUAGCAGCAGAUUCCUACCACAGAUUCCACCAAGAUGUGACAGUAGCCUCAGACCUAGGCUUGGACUUCUACAGAUUCUCCAUCUCAUGGCCCAGGGUCCUGCCCAACGGAUUCUCUGACAAAAUAAACCAUCUUGGCAUGGACUACUACAAUGAACUUAUAGAUAAACUUUUGGCCAGAAAUAUUAUUCCAAUGGUAACGAUAUACCAUUGGGAUCUCCCUAAUAAUCUGCAAAAAAUCGGAGGCUGGGCCAAUCCUGCGAUAGUUGACAUUUUCGUUGAUUAUGCGAAGUUCCUGUUUAUAGGAUUUGGUGAGAAGGUCAAGUAUUGGAUUACUUUUGAUGACCCUAGAGAAAUAUGUGUUAGUGGAUAUGGAUCUGCACAAAAGGCUCCGUUCAUAAACAUUUCUGGCGUAGCUGAGUACAUGUGCACUCGUAACUGGGGCCUAUACGCACAUCCAAUAUUUUCAAAAGCUGGUGACUAUCCGCAAGAAGUGAAGAAAAGUGUAGCAUACAAGAGUGCAGAACAGAGUUUCCCUAGGUCUCGGUUAAUAGAACUUUCUCCUGUAGAGGUGGCUCUGAUUAGGGGAUCAGCAGACUUUCUAGGAGUUAAUGCAUUUACUUCGAAGCUAGCGUACAGGGAUGCAUCUUUAGAGGGCAUGUACCCUGUGCCCUCCUUCAAGGAUGAUAUGGGAGCUGUGUUGGUCAAGGAUCCCUCAUGGACGCAGUCAGAAAGCAGCUGGUUACAGGAAGUGCCAUGGGGAUUUUUCAAGCUUCUGAAUGAAAUUAAAUCUUUGUAUGACAAUCCACCAGUGUUUAUAACUGCUAACGGCUGGUCUUCAGCGGGAGGUCUGCUUGAUGAAGACAGGAUCAACUAUUUGAGGACCUACCUCAAUGCUUUACUGGACGCUAUUUACGAAGGUUGUGACAUCAAGGGAUACAGUGUUUGGUCUCUUAUAGACACUUUUGAAUGGCGAAGUGGAUAUUUAGAAAAGUUCGGCCUUUACGAAGUGGACUUCUCAAGUCAACAGAAGACGCGGACUCCGAGAAAAUCUGCGUUCAUUUAUAGGGAAAUGAUCAGGUCCAAAAAAUUGAAUCCGGACUUCGAACCCGAAAAAUUCAUUGUUGAAGUUACCAAAGAGGUUCCUGAAAAAACUAAUGAGGAUAAUGAUGUUAUGUGA